Molecule: messenger RNA, 2075 nt
Organism: Lacerta agilis (Sand lizard)
Lineage: Eukaryota; Metazoa; Chordata; Lepidosauria; Squamata; Lacertidae
Gene: IQCK
Product: IQ motif containing K
Exons: 9
Coding region: 122-1030 (302 amino acids)
Source: RefSeq, a predicted model, not a curated record
UCGGCCUGACCCGGAAAGAAAAACAGGCGUCGCGGCCUAGCCGGGAAACCGCCGCCGGGCACCCGCGGCUUUGAGGUUGCCUAGCAACCGCUAACCCCUUCCUCCUCCUGCCGCAGCUGCUAUGGAGGAACUCCCGGCCCCCAACCUCUGGGAUCAAAUCUGCGCAGAAUUUGAAGCAAUGCAGCCUCCCCAUCCUGACACUUUGGACCAGAAGAGGGAGGUUGCGCCUGAACCUAAACAGGAGCCUGUGGUUACUUCUCAGGAGGCUCCUGUAGCUGCUGAAACUUCACCAGAUUUGAGUGGAGACCAGAGCAAAUCACCUCUUACUGAUGAAUCAGUUGCUGCAAAGACCCCUUCUGUCCUUUCCCUACCAAUAUCACCUGAGCUGCCUGACCUAAAAACCUGUACUCCAAGAGAAUUACUGGAAUGCUACAUAUUUCCUGUGCUUCUACCAGGAAUGGCAGAACUGCUACAUCAGGCUAAAAAAGAAAAAUGUUUUGAGAGGAAAAGGACAAGAUUCAUUGCCUUGGAUUUCCUAACCGAAUGGCUAUACAACCACAACCCAAAGAGGAAAGACGAACCGUUUGUUGAGUUCUUCGAGAUCCCUUUUGUGAAGGAGUGGCUAAAGGACCAUCCUAGGCCACCAAUUCCGCUGUCCCUGCUGUUAACGGAGGAAGAAGCAGGCAACAUAAUUCAGUCAUUCUGGAGAGGUUAUCGGGUCCGCUGUGAACCUGAGGUUCAAGAAUUACGCCAGUGGCAGAAACACUUGAGGGAGACAAAGAACAUUAUUAAACGUGUGCGAGAAUUCUGGGCCAAGCAAGAGAAAAAAGUGGGAACCAAGCUGGAAGACUCAGUACAGCCCAGCCCAGUUCGCUCAAAACAGGCAGUGGUGGAAAUCUUGCCGCACCCAGAAGUCAUCACAGUUACAGAGAAAGAGGAAGACAAUCAAACCCUUCCAGUCUUGACAGAUGAGAAUCCACAAAUGGCGCAGACCAGCUGGGCAUCCACACGUGAUUUAGCUCUGCAGUGAUACUACUUUUCAUACUAAUUUAAAAGCCCCAAAUCAUCACCAUCAGCUGCUGAUUAAGGGAGCAGGGCUCAGUGAAUUGAUUUCCACUGUAACCGAAUGGUGUUUGGGUUCAGCUUGGGAACUAAAAUACCACCGGCACUUUUCAAAGAACACUGUGUAAGACAGUCUGAUUUACAGCCAACCUCGAGCCACAGUCCUUUAAUCUAACCUGAUCUUGGUCCCAUCAACUUCAGUGUGAUUGAAGAUUAGUACAUUCUAAGUAUUCUGGUUUGAAUGAAGGCUGUAAAUGAGGAGGACCAGGGAGAUGCAGGCACUGGCUGAGGUUCCGAUUGAGGUAGUGGCAUAAACAGUCACAAGGUGGCUCAUGCGCCAUCCAAAGACAUCAGUGUUUAUGUAAGGGGAGAAACCCGGCUAGAUCAGAGUGGUUGCUUCUAUCCCCACUUGUGAUUGGAGACAGGAGACUAUACUAGAGGGUGGGGAUGUAAGGUGUACCACAGCCCAGUUAGCACAGCCAAUGGUCCAGAAGGAUAGGAUUGCAGUAUAGCAGCUGGAGGGGCUCACAGGCUUUCCACCCCAAGUCAGAAUAAUUCCCAUCCUGGCAACUUAAUGCUGGAUGCAGGGAGGAAUAUCACUCCAGCUUUUAAUAAUUAUUUCUCCUUAGCAAUAAAAUUAUGCAAGCAAUCCAAGGAAGCAUUCCCUCCCCCCAACUGCCACAUUAAGAGGCUGCCAUUGUCCCAGGUGUUGGACUACAACUCCCAUAAGGCACCAUGUUGGCUGUUGCUUCUGUGGCGCUACCACCCUGUUCCAAUGGCAUGAGCAACUGAAGUCACGAGAGAUCUAGCUGGAACCCCAUUAAUACCUUUGCCAAGGGAACGGGAUGCUGUCUCUUUGAAUGUUACAAAAAUGUCAACCCUUCGCGUUUUCGAAGGACAAAACCAAAAUGACCACCACAUUGUAAGUAAAUAGUAAAGCCUUUAUUUUUGUUUUGUUUUGUUAAGAACAGCAUUUUGAAAAUAAAAUGUCUUUGCCCAUGCUUUACAACUUU